CGGUGCCGCCGCCGCCGCCGCCGCCUGCCCCGGUCCGCGGGGGCCCUGCCGGCCGCCCUCCCCGCAGCAUGGCACCCUCGGGGCGCGAUUAGCCGGGAGCAGCUUUGGGGGAAGCGGGAUCUCCAGGGGUGGGGGGGUGCCCCGCAGCCUCGGUCAUGGAUGUGAGCAAGAUGACUGUCAGCAUCAAUAAGGCCAUUAAUACGCAGGAAGUGGCUGUAAAGGAAAAACAUGCCAGAACAUGCAUACUGGGCACCCACCAUGAGAAAGGGGCACAGACCUUCUGGUCUGUUGUCAACCGCCUGCCUCUGUCUAGCAACGCAGUGCUCUGCUGGAAGUUCUGCCAUGUGUUCCAUAAACUCCUCCGAGACGGACACCCGAACGUCCUGAAGGACUCUCUGAGAUACAGAAAUGAAUUGAGUGAUAUGAGCAGGAUGUGGGGCCACCUGAGCGAGGGGUAUGGCCAGCUGUGCAGCAUCUACCUGAAACUGCUGAGAACCAAGAUGGAGUACCACACCAAAAAUCCCAGGUUCCCAGGCAACCUGCAGAUGAGUGACCGCCAGCUGGAUGAGGCUGGAGAAAGUGACGUGAACAACUUUUUCCAGUUAACAGUGGAGAUGUUUGACUACCUGGAGUGUGAACUCAACCUCUUCCAAACGGUGUUCAACUCCCUGGACAUGUCCCGCUCUGUGUCUGUGACGGCAGCAGGGCAGUGCCGCCUCGCCCCGCUAAUCCAGGUCAUCUUGGACUGCAGCCACCUUUAUGACUACACUGUCAAGCUUCUCUUCAAACUCCACUCCUGCCUCCCAGCCGACACCCUGCAAGGCCACCGGGACCGCUUCAUGGAGCAGUUUACAAAGUUGAAAGAGCUGUUCUACCGCUCCAGCAACCUGCAGUACUUCAAGCGGCUCAUUCAGAUCCCCCAGCUGCCUGAGAACCCACCCAACUUCCUGCGAGCCUCAGCCCUGUCAGAACACAUCAGCCCCGUGGUGGUGAUCCCUGCAGAGACCUCAUCCCCCGACAGUGAGCCAGUCCUAGAGAAGGAUGACCUCAUGGACAUGGAUGCCUCUCAACAGAGUUUAUUUGACAACAAGUUUGAUGACAUCUUUGGCAGUUCAUUCAGCAGUGAUCCCUUCAAUUUCAACAGUCAAAACGGCGUGAACAAGGAUGAGAAGGACCACUUAAUUGAGCGACUAUACAGAGAGAUAAGUGGACUGAAGGCACAGCUAGAAAACAUGAAGACGGAGAGCCAGCGGGUUGUGCUGCAGCUGAAGGGCCGCGUCAGCGAGCUGGAAGCAGAGCUGGCUGAGCAGCAGCACCUGCGGCAGCAGGCGGCCGAUGACUGUGAGUUCCUGCGGGCAGAACUGGACGAGCUCAGGAGGCAGCGGGAAGACACCGAGAAGGCUCAACGGAGCCUGUCUGAGAUAGAAAGGAAAGCCCAAGCCAAUGAACAGCGAUAUAGCAAGCUGAAGGAGAAGUACAGCGAGCUGGUUCAGAACCACGCUGACCUGCUACGGAAGAAUGCAGAGGUGACCAAACAGGUGUCCGUGGCCAGACAAGCCCAGGUAGAUUUGGAACGAGAGAAAAAACAGCUGGAGGAUUCAUUGGAGCGCAUCAGUGACCAGGGCCAGCGGAAGACUCAAGAACAGCUGGAAGUUCUAGAGAGCUUGAAGCAAGAACUCGCCACAAGCCAACGGGAGCUUCAGGUUCUCCAAGGCAGCCUGGAAACUUCUGCCCAGUCAGAAGCAAACUGGGCAGCCCAGAUCGCCGAGCUAGAGAAGGAGCGGGACAGCCUGGUGAGCGGCGCAGCUCAUAGAGACGAGGAAUUAUCCGCUCUUCGGAGAGAACUGCAGGACACUCAGCUCAAACUGGCCAGCACAGAGGAAUCUAUGUGCCAGCUUGCCAAAGACCAACGAAAAAUGCUUCUGGUGGGGUCCAGGAAGGCUGCGGAGCAGGUGAUACAAGACGCCCUGAACCAGCUUGAAGAACCUCCUCUCAUCAGCUGCGCUGGGUCUGCAGAUCACCUCCUCUCCACAGUCACGUCCAUUUCCAGCUGCAUUGAACAACUGGAGAAAAGCUGGAGCCAGUAUCUGGCCUGCCCGGAAGACAUCAGUGGACUUCUCCAUUCCAUAACCCUGCUGGCCCACUUGACCAGCGACGCCAUUUCUCAUGGUGCCAGCACCAGCCUCAGAGCCCCACCUGAGCCUGCCGACUCACUGACCGAGGCCUGUAAGCAGUACGGCAGGGAAACCCUCGCCUACCUGGCCGCCCUGGAGGAAGAGGGAACCCUUGAGAAUGCUGACAGCACAGCCAUGAGGAACUGCCUGAGCAAGAUCAAGGCCAUCGGCGAGGAGCUCCUGCCCAGGGGCCUGGACAUCAAGCAGGAAGAGCUGGGGGACCUGGUGGACAAGGAGAUGGCGGCCACUUCAGCUGCUAUUGAAACCGCCACGGCCAGAAUAGAGGAGAUGCUCAGCAAAUCCCGAGCAGGAGAUACAGGAGUCAAACUGGAGGUGAAUGAAAGGAUCCUUGGUUGCUGUACCAGCCUCAUGCAAGCUAUUCAGGUGCUGAUUGUAGCCUCUAAGGACCUCCAGAGAGAGAUUGUGGAGAGCGGCAGGGGUACAGCAUCCCCUAAAGAGUUUUAUGCCAAGAACUCUCGAUGGACAGAAGGACUCAUCUCAGCCUCCAAGGCUGUGGGCUGGGGAGCCACUGUCAUGGUGGAUGCAGCUGAUCUGGUGGUACAAGGCAGAGGGAAAUUUGAGGAGCUAAUGGUGUGUUCGCAUGAAAUUGCUGCUAGCACAGCCCAGCUUGUGGCUGCAUCCAAGGUGAAAGCUGAUAAGGACAGCCCCAACCUAGCCCAGCUGCAGCAGGCCUCUCGGGGAGUGAACCAGGCCACUGCCGGCGUCGUGGCCUCAACCAUUUCCGGCAAAUCACAGAUUGAAGAGACAGACAACAUGGACUUCUCAAGCAUGACGCUGACACAGAUCAAACGCCAAGAGAUGGAUUCCCAGGUUAGGGUGCUAGAGCUAGAAAAUGAAUUGCAGAAGGAGCGUCAAAAACUGGGAGAGCUUCGGAAAAAGCACUACGAGCUUGCUGGUGUUGCUGAGGGCUGGGAAGAAGGAACAGAGGCAUCUCCACCUACACUGCAAGAAGCGGUAACCGAAAAAGAAUAGAGCCAAACCGAUACCCCAUAUGUCAGUGUAAAUCCUUAUUACCUAUCUCGUGUGUGUCAUUUCCCCAGCCACAGGCCAAAUCCUUGGAGUCCCAGGGGCAGCCACACCACUGCCAUUACCCAAUGCCGAGGACCUGCAUGACACUUCCAAAGACUCCCUCCAUAGCGACACCCUUUCUGUUUGGACUCAUGGUCAUCUCUGUUCUUUCCCCGCCUCCCUAGUUAGCAUCCAGGCUGGCCAGUGCUGCCCAUGAGCAAGCCUAGGUGCAGAGAGGGGUGGUGGGGGACAGGGCCACUCAACAGAGAGGACUUCCAUCCAGUCCUGCUGACUAUUUGACCCCCACAACAAUGGGUAUCCUUAAUAGAGGGGCUGCUUGUUGUUCGUUGACAGCUUGGAGAGGGAAGAUCUUACGCCUUUUCUUUUCUGUUUUCUUCUCAGUCUUUUCAGUUUCAUCAUUUGCACAAACUUGUGAGCAUCAGAGGGCUGAUGGAUUCCAAACCAGGACACUACCCUGAAAUCUGCACAGUCAGAAGGACAGCAGGAGUGUCCUGGCUGUGAAUGCCAAGGCCAUUCUCCCCUUCUUUGGGCAGUGCCAUGGAUUUCCACUGCUUCUUAUGGUGGUUGGUUGGGUUUUUUGGUUGUAUUUUUUUUUUUUUUUAAGUUUCACUCACAUAGCCAACUCUCCCAAAGGGCACACACCUGGAGCUGAGUCUCCAGGGCCCCCCACUGUGGCAGCUCCGGCGAUGGUGCUGUCCAGGCCUCUCGGUGCUCCACCUCCGCCUCUACGCUGAGCAAGUGCUGGCCCACCCAGUCCAUGCUCCAGGGUCAGGCGGAGCUGCUGAGUGACAGCUUUCCUCAAAAGGCAGAAGGAGUGAGUGCCUUUCCCUCCUAAAGCUGAACCCCAGCGGAAAGCCUCUGUCCACCUUCACAAGGGAGAAGACAACAGAAAGAGGGACAAGAGGGUUCACACAGCCCAGGUCUUCACAGGACACGUUUCUUAGGAGUUCCUGUGACCAGGCUCAAAAAUUUUUAUCACAUGCUUGAAUGGAACUGGUGAGAUCAACACUACUUCCCCGCCGGAAUGAACUGUCCAUGAACGGUCUGUGUCAAGUGGGCCAUCUCCCUUGGCCCAGAGAGGGAGCGUGGGAGCGAUUCCCAACUCCUUUCUGCAGACGUCUGCCUUGGCAUCCUCUUGAAUAAAAAGAUCGUUCCACCUUCUACGCAAUUGACAAACCCGGAAGAUCAGACGCAAUUGCUCCCAUCAGGAAAGAACCCUAUACUUGGUUUGCUACCCUUAGUAUUUAUUACUAACCUCCCUUAAGCAGCAACAGCCUACAAAGAGAUGCUUGGAGCAAUCAGGACUUCAGGUGUGACUAUAGCAAGGCUCAUCUUUCUGCCCGGCUACAUCAGCCUUCAAGAAUCAGAAGCAAGGCCAAGGUGCUGGACUGUUACUGACUUGGAUCCCAAAGCAAGGAGAUCAUUCAGAGCUCUUGAGUCAGAGAAAACGAGAAAGGACAGAGCCAGCGGCUCUAACUCCUUUCAGCCAUAUGCCCCAGGCUCUCGCUGCCCUGUGGACAGGAUGAGGACAGAGGGCACAUGAACAGUUUGCCAGGGAUGGGCAGCCCAACAGCACUUUUCCUGUUCUAGAUGGACCCCAGCAUUUAAGUGACCUUCUGAUCUUGGAAAAACAGCGUCUUCCUUCUUUAUCUAUAGCAACUCAUUGGUGGUAGCCAUCAUGCACUUCCCAGGAUCUGCCCCAACAGAACAUUGCUAGGUUUUGCUACAUGACGGGUUGUGAGACUUCUGUUUGAUCACUGUGAACCAACCCCCAUCUCCCUAGCCCACCCCCCUCCCCAACUCCCUCUCUGUGCAUUUUCUAAGUGGGACAUUCAAAAAACUCUCUCCCAGGACCUCGGAUGACCAUACUCAGAGGUGUGACCUCCAUACUGGGCUAAGGAAGUAUCAGCACCAGAAAUUGGGCAGUCUUGUGUUGAAUGCUGCUUUCUGCUUAGUAUUUUUUUUUUAUUCAAGGCUCAGAAGGAAUGGUGCAUGGCUUCCCUGUCCCAGUUGUGGCAACUAAACCAAUCAGUGUGUUCUUGAUGCGGGUCAACAUUUCCAAAAGUAGCUAGUCCUCACUUCUAGAUCUCAGCCAUUCCAACUCACACGUUUCAAAUUACCAGUGGGGUGGCCGGGCACCACUGUACCCGUGGCUCACGCCUGUAAUCCCAGCACUUUGAGAGGCCAAGGCAGGUGGAUCACCUGAGGUCAGGAGUUCGAGACUAGCCUGGCUAAUGUGGUGAAACCCUGUCUCUACUAAAAAUACCAAAAAUUAGCCAAGCAUAGUGGCGGGUGCCUGUAAUCCCAGCUACUCAGGAGGCUGAGACAGGAGAAUCUCCUGAACCCCGGAGGCAGAGGUUGCAGUGAGCUGAGAUCACGCCAUUGUACUCCAGCCUGGGCAACAAGAGCAAAACUCCGUCUCAAAAAAAACCAAAAAAAACAAAUUACAAAUGGGGCAAAAAGUCUAGUGUACUGGAUCAAAUUAAGAUUCUCUGCCCAGCUGAGCACAGUGGCUCACGCCUGUAAUCCCAGCACUUUAGGAGGCCAAGGCGGGAGGAUUGCUUGAGCUCAGGAGUUUGAGACCAGGCUGGGCAUCAUAGCGAGACCUCGUCUCUACUAAAAUUCAAAAACAAAAUUAGCCGGGUAUGAUGGUGCACAUGCCUGUAGUCUCGGCUAGUUGGGGAGCUGAGGUGGGAGAAUUGCUUGAGCUUGGGAAGUUGAGGCUGCAGUCAGCCCUGACUGUGCCACUGCACUCCAGCCUGGGUGACGGAGUGAGACCCUGUCACAAAAAAAAAAAAAAGAUUCUCUGUCCGAGCCCAGCCCAGGAGUUUGAGGCUGCAAUGAGCCAUGAUUGCACCACUGCACUCCAGCCUGAGUGACAGAGCAAGACUCCAUCUCUUUAAAAACAAACAAAAAAUUGUUUGUUUUUAAAGCCACAGAAAUGUUUAAAACCUUCGUCGACUUAGCCUGAGUCAUAACAGUUAAGAAAGCACUUAAACAGAAGCAGGGGCUAAGUCAGUGUCACAUGAGGAAGUAACUGUCAGAUGUCACAUAAUUACUUUCAUAAUAGCUCAGAUUAGGCCGGGCGCGGUGGCUCAAGCCUGUAAUCCCAGCACUUUGGGAGGCCGAGACGGGCGGAUCACGAGGUCAGGAGAUCGAGACCAUCCUGGCUAACACGGUGAAACCCCGUCUCUACUAAAAAAUCCAAAAAACUAGCCGGGCGAGGUGGUGGGCGCCUGUAGUCCCAGCUACUCGGGAGGCUGAGGCAGGAGAAUGGUGUAAACCCGGGAGGCGGAGCUUGCAGUGAGCUGAGAUCUGGCCACUGCACUCCAGCCUGGGCGACAGAGCGAGACUCCGUCUCAAAAAAAAAAAAAAAAAAUAGCUCAGAUUAGAACGGCUACCCCAUUCUCUAGACAAAAUCAAAUUUUCCUAUUGUGACUCUUCUAAAAAUGAAGAUGAAGAGGUAUUUAGUGACACACCUUGGAUUAAAACGGGAAUCACAUCUUAAAGCUAAAAAUGAACCUGCCAGCCUUUUAAAUGAGUCACUGAGCAUCACUAGUGACAAGUCUCGGGUGAGUGUAAAUGGGUCAUGACAAGAUGAGAGAGCAACAAAAUAAUGGCUUAGGAUCAAUAAGAAGUUGAAAAACAGCAUCUGUUACUUAAGUUUGUAAGACAGUGCCCUAAGACCUCUAGAGAAAAGAUGUUUGUUUACAUAAGAGAAAGAGGCCGGAUGUGGUGCCUCACUCCUGUAAUCCCAACACUUUGGGAGGCAGGGGUGGGUGGAUCACCUGAGGUCAGGAGUUCAAUACUAGCCUGGCCACCAUGGUGAAACCCCGUCUCUACUAAAAAUACAAAAAUUAGUCGGGUGUGGUGGUGGGCACCUGUAAUCCCAGCUACUGGGGAGGCAGAGGCAGGAGAAUUGCUUGAACCUAGGGGACGGAGGUUGCAGUGAGCCAAGAUCACACGGCUGUACUGCAGCCUGGGUGACAGAGUGAGACUCCGUCUCAAAAAAAAAAAAAAAGAGAGAGAGAGAAAGAAACAGAAGAGAAGAGCCACCUUGGCAGGGUUAUUUUAUAUCUGAGCAAGGAGUUUCAAUGAGACUAGUUUAGAUUGUUUGCUGAUGCGGCCGUCCAUAGCAGUACCCCUAAAAUCCCACCAGAAUAUGGGUCCCUCUAACCCAGUGACUGGAAGAACCACUGUCUAGAGCAACUUUUCUUGGAACUGUCCCAGCUACCAAGUCAGACACCAAGGUUUCUGCCACCAGGUAACACGGGGAUCACAGGUACAUGUCGCUCUGGUCAGAUUAGUUGGCUUUGGUCCCUCGACCCUGUGGAGGAGCUAGUUCUCAGCUUGCACCUGGAAGCUCUUUCUUAGCUCCUUAGUCUAGAGGGGUCUCCUGGCUCCACUUGACCCUGGUCUUUAAUAACUGGUCAGUAUCUUGCUACCUUCUACCACCUUUCCAAAUCUCUGGAAGUCCUGCCAGGGAAAGCCUCCAGUUCCAACAUUGGCUUUCCAAGCAAACUGGCUUUGCCCUCUCUCUGCCAUCCUUGUCCUCCAGAGACGGUACCACCUGUAGCAUAGAAAAACACCACCACGGACCUGCCAGCCAUCGACGCAGCAAACCAGGCCGACUGUUUGCUGCCAAAUUCCUUCCUCUCCCAGGUCCAGACCAAACACAACAUCAGCACCACACCGUGGUGUUGUCAGGAGCCAAAGCAACAGGAAACAAUUCAAUGCUGUUGGGUUCGAUUCUGAGAGUAGAUUUUUCCAGACAUGUCUUUCAGGUGACCCUCAACUACCUCAGGUUUGAAGGCCCUAAAUGAAACUGAUUACCACUCACAGGGGCAAACCGAGGGGGGUUCGGUUACAUCUUGGUGAUAAUGCAAUUGUCUCAAACUGAUAACAAACUCUUUCACAUUUCGGUUUGCAGGGGUAGGGUUGGGUUUGUUUUUCUUCUCUUCUGUGUUUACCCUUUCCCCCGGGUUUCCAGUAGGGUAGUUCCUUGAAAUGAAUUUCAUUUUUCACUGAGUGCCUACCUUCCCAGGGCAGGUGGCCACUGGCUUCUGUUUCCCUCCAACAAUACUUUUAUUAUGGUAUUAAGACCUUUCUUUGUAUAAUACAUUGCAUCUGUGUUUUCAAUUUUUCAAAUAAAUAUUUCCGCCUGGCAA
Molecule: messenger RNA, 8392 nt
Organism: Macaca mulatta (Rhesus monkey)
Lineage: Eukaryota; Metazoa; Chordata; Mammalia; Primates; Cercopithecidae
Gene: HIP1
Product: huntingtin interacting protein 1
Biological process (GO): actin filament organization; endocytosis; clathrin coat assembly
Cellular component (GO): cortical actin cytoskeleton; presynapse; clathrin-coated vesicle
Molecular function (GO): phosphatidylinositol-3,4-bisphosphate binding; actin filament binding; clathrin light chain binding
Source: RefSeq, a predicted model, not a curated record